AUGUAUGUGGGAUACCUACUGGAUAAAGAGACCGGCAUGUAUCACCAAGGCCCAGUCAGAAGAUCCAGCAUCAAUCUACCCCCUCAGAACUUCGUCUCCACGCCCCAGUACCCCGACUUUAGCGGAUACCAUCAUGUCCCCAACAUGGACUCUCACGCGCAGUCUGCAGGGAGCUGGGGGCCCUCGUCGUACGGAGCCCCCCGGGAGGACUGGGGCGCCUACAGCCUCGGACCCCCAAACGCUCUCCCCACGCCCAUGAACAACUCGUCCCCCGCACAGGUGCCCUACUGCUCGCCCGAGUACACCCACAUGCACCCGCCGGCCUCGGCGGUGCUGCAGCCGCCGCCGCCGGACAACGUCAGCGGGGCGCAGCUCUCCCCCGACCGGGAAAGACGCAACUCCUACCAGUGGAUGAGUAAAACCGCGCAGUCGUCCUCCACAGGGAAAACAAGAACGAAGGAGAAAUACCGGGUCGUCUACACAGACCACCAGAGGCUGGAGCUGGAGAAGGAGUUUCACUUCAACAGAUACAUCACCAUCAGGAGGAAAGCUGAGCUGGCUGUCAACCUGGGGCUCUCAGAGAGACAGGUGAAGAUCUGGUUCCAGAACCGCCGCGCUAAGGAGAGGAAGCUGAUCAAGAAGAAGAUGGGUCAGUCGGACGGCAGCGGGGGCUCCGUGCACAGCGACCCGGGCUCGGUGAGCCCCCUGGCGAUGCCGGUCCCUGAGUCCCUGCACGGACAUCCACGGUGGUCUGUACCCCCCGCAGGGCAUGAACACGUUGCCGUCCAUCAGGAAUAUACAGCCAGUGACUGUCACUCAGUGAUGACACGGGUCACCUUCGUGGACCCACGGAACCAAACGGAGCACUCCGACACGCUGCAGGACACUUGACGAGCAUGCAGGCAACCAGAGCACCCAGUCUGGGCCCCCACACUCCCUCCCAGCGGCUACACCUUGGGAUUUAUUAUUAUUAUUACUGCUGGAGCUUCUAUCUUCACAUAACGGCCUUUUAUAGAAUAGUUGGAAUAACAUUGGGGGGGGGAGGUUGCUGGAAAAAUACUGAAAAAAGCUUGAAAUUCUUUGUGACUUAAUAAGAU
Messenger RNA from Dunckerocampus dactyliophorus (ringed pipefish), 1097 nucleotides. RefSeq names its product caudal type homeobox 4 (gene cdx4). NCBI's taxonomy places the organism in Eukaryota, Metazoa, Chordata, Actinopteri, Syngnathiformes, Syngnathidae. Gene Ontology annotation, cellular component: nucleus. The record is from RefSeq and is a predicted model, not a curated record. Gene Ontology annotation, molecular function: DNA-binding transcription factor activity, RNA polymerase II-specific; RNA polymerase II transcription regulatory region sequence-specific DNA binding. Gene Ontology annotation, biological process: cell differentiation; embryo development; anterior/posterior axis specification.